AUGAACGGCAACGAUACAACGAAAACCUUCGAUAAUCGGCGAAUAUCAGUUACAUUGCAGUUUGGCACUUUUAGAGAAGUUCUUAUUCUCGAGCGGACUGAUGACCACCGGAUUUUUAAUUCGUUUCGCCAACGAGCAAGACAAAUCGCCGAGAAACAAUUCGAAGGCAAAUUGGAUUCAUAUGUUGAACUUCACCUCUUUCGGCAUGAUUACAAUUCACCGAAUAUUUUACAACAUCUUGGUUCACUUUCGCAAUUGGACAAUGGUGGCGUGGUGGAAAUUAUACUCAUCGAUCGACAUGAACGCCCUACACGACCUCAUAUACUUACAGUCACUUCAUAUAAAACACCAACUUUUUGUGAUUAUUGUGGCGAAAUACUUGUUGGCUUAAUUAAACAAGGAUUGCAAUGUUCAAGUUGCAGAUGUAAUUUUCAUAAGAAAUGUGCUUUCGCACCGAGAAAUAAUUGCGCCAAAUGUUCUAUGCAGAUUAUGCCGUCAGAUGAAUCGUGUUCUAAUUCCGCAGCAUUUGCACUACCUCAUACAUUAGCCAUACAUAAUUAUAAGACUUUAACAUUAUGUAAAGUGUGCGAUAAAAUGUUGAUUGGCUUGGUGAAACAAGGUUUACGCUGCCGCGAUUGUAAGCUUUUCAUUGACCUCAAAAAACAGGUUAAUGUGCAUAAACGAUGUGCGGCACUAUUGCCGAUGAAUUGUCGAGUCGCUGACGGUGGAAUUACCCCUACCUUUGACCAAAUGACGGUUAAUGAUUUUGACUCAGUCUCAGAAUCCCAUAGAAUGAAUGAGGAAAUUAUUAAUGAAGAUUCGAUGAUACCUCUUGCAAGAUUGCCAGGCAAUGCAUCAACGCGUGCUGGUAAUAGGCAACCAUUAGCUGAAGGAUGGAUGAUACACUUCAUGCUUGAUCAGCCAGAUCGUCGUUUAAGGCAUUACUGGGUUCUCAGUGGAGAUUCGAUUAAUAUGUAUAAUGAAUAUAACGAUGGAGUUAAUCCACACCGCGUAUAUCGCUCGAUUCGACUUGGUGAAAUUCUUACUUUAGCACCAUAUAAUGGUCCUCCCAUUCACCCAAGUUAUCCUCCACAUCAUUUCGAAAUAAGAACAAAAUCACAUAUGAUUUAUUGCGUUGGUGAAAAUCUUGAAGCUUAUGGUGCACCUCCAUCAAAAGUUCCAAGAUUCGCGGAAUGUAGGCCAGUAUCGAGUGCAACAAUGUGGUUUCGAGUCCUGCAACAUUCCCUACAGCCGCCACCCUCACGUCAUGAUAGCCUGAAUAUGGAACCUGCACUUGAAUUCUCUGAGAUGUAUCAGAUAAACCGGGAUCAAACCUUAGGAUCCGGUCAAUUCGGUGUGGUUUUUGGCGGUGUACAUAGACAAAGUGGACGAGAAGUUGCAAUUAAGGUGAUCGAAAAAGAUAGAUUUUCAAAAAGAUCAGCGGCAGGUAUUGAAACUUUACGAAGCGAAGUCUCUAUAUUACAAGCUAUUAGCCACAAAGGAAUCAUUCGACUCGAAUCUAUGUUUGAAACUAAAGAAAAAAUUUUCGUAGUUAUGGAAAAAAUGAAUGGCGAUAUGCUUGAAAUGAUACUCAGCCAGGCUACUGGUCGACUUGACGAACGUACAACGAAAUUCUUAAUCAUGCAGAUUUUAUGUGCCCUGAGAUAUUUGCACGGUCAAGGCAUAGCUCACUGCGAUCUCAAACCAGAAAAUGUGCUUUUAUCCGAUUUUAGCGCUUUUCCUCAAACCAAAUUAUGUGAUUUUGGUUAUGCUCGAUUUAUUGGUGAUGCACAGUUCAGGAAAACUAUCGUUGGUACACCAGCUUAUUUGGCACCUGAAGUGUUACAAAAGAGAGGGUAUAAUCGAUCACUGGAUAUGUGGUCAGUUGGUGUGAUUAUUUAUGUCACCUUAAGUGGAACAUUUCCCUUCAAUGAAGGUGAAGAAAUCAUAGAUCAGAUUCAGAAUGCAGCAUUUAUGUUCCCAGCGGAUCCUUGGAGCACAAUUUCCAAAGAAGCUAUUGGUCUAAUUCAAAGCCUUUUAAGAGUUGAGAUCGAUAAACGCUUAACCAUCGACGAAUGCUUCGAUCAUUCUUGGUUACAAGAUGCGCAAGUUUAUAGUGAUUUAAGAAGGCUGGAAUUAAGAAUUGAUGGAGGGCGAUAUUUAACCAGUGAAAAGGACGACAAGAAAUUCGGAGUGACAAAUCCAUGA
Molecule: messenger RNA, 2208 nt
Organism: Dracunculus medinensis (Guinea worm)
Lineage: Eukaryota; Metazoa; Nematoda; Chromadorea; Rhabditida; Dracunculidae
Source: the annotation of a GenBank genome assembly